Molecule: messenger RNA, 1845 nt
Organism: Raphanus sativus (radish)
Lineage: Eukaryota; Viridiplantae; Streptophyta; Magnoliopsida; Brassicales; Brassicaceae
Product: calmodulin binding protein PICBP
Exons: 2
Coding region: 134-1669 (511 amino acids)
Molecular function (GO): calmodulin binding
Source: RefSeq, a predicted model, not a curated record
AGACAAAACCGCAUACGUAUCUUUAGCCUACUACCAUUGAAAAAACAAAAGAGAAUCUUACGUUUUUAUUUCUUCUUGUGAUCUAAACAAACAAUAGCUUUGUCUUCAGGCAAAGCAAAGACUCUUUGAGAAGAUGGUUCAGAGGAAGACUUGUCAAGCAACCGAGUCUUAUAACAAUCUCCAGCCUGAAACUCGGUUUGGUCAAGAACAUCUCAAGAGCCUUGGACCUGAGAUGAUGACCAUGAAGAAGCGAACCAAACCUAAGAGGAAGGUUAUAGACAGUCCUGCUUCUCAAUCAGGUACGCCACAGUCAACACCGAAGAAACACGAUCUCGUUGUUGCUAAAGGGACAGGUAUGUCUCCUAACUACAUGAAAGGAACCUCUAGCUCUGAGGCAAGGAAGUUGAACAAGAGUAGACUUAAUAAUCUUACAAGGAUUCAGAAGAACCAAAUCGGUUCAAAACAUGAUUCUCGUCAUGGAGUUAACAACAAGCCGAGUUCGAGGAUGGUUAGGGGUUUGACAAAGGCUCCGAGUUUCAAGAGAUGCUCACAGAGAGCUACUUGUUCUUCGACUUUGAAAGACUCCAAGUUUCCAGACUAUCUGAUGCUUCAUGAUGAUGAAGCGGUUAGUGGAACCUCUGUUUUGAAAGUCUGUCCUUACACGUACUGUUCACUCAACGGACAUCUCCACAAGCAGUAUCCUCCUCUGAAAAGCUUUAUAUCGUCGAGGAGAAGGAGCUUGAAGUCUCAGAAGAAAGCUUGUAAGGAAGAUGUUGUGGAGAUGUAUGUAGAGGAGAAGAAAGAGUAUGAGGUUGAGGUUGGUACUCAAAUCUCAGAAGCCCUCUCUGAAGGAGCACCUCGUUCUGAAACCGAUUCUGAUGAUUACUUUGAUACUAAAGAGAUGGUGAAGUUGUCAGAAUCUGAUAUGGAGGAGACUUUUGUAGCUGAAUCUGUGAAAGAGAUGCAAGAGACUUAUGAGGCUGAUGAUUACUACUCUGAAAAGGCAGAGAUGGUGAAGACUUCAGAAGCUGAAUCAGGACAGUCUGAUUUGGAGGAGAGUCUAGUUAAUGACUCGGUGAAAGACACUUUUAGUGAGGUCAAUGAUGAAUCUGAUAGUGAAGAGAUGGUGAGGUUUUUAGAAGGUGAUCAUGACUUGGAGGAGACUCUAUUAGAUGAAUCAGUGAAAGAGAUCCAAGAGAACUCAGAAGUUAUUGAUGCUGGUGAAGAGACACUAAAGGAUAAUAAAGCUGAAGAUCACAAAGCGGAGCUUCAAGACCAAACUGAAGAAACCACAAAGGUUCCAUAUAAGCGUAAACAAAAGCCAUGCAACCAAGAAGAGUCAGACGCCACCAUUUCUUGGACCAUCACCAAAGGCAAGAAGCCUGUGGCAGAGACAGAGGAUUUGAAGGAUUUCAACCCAAGAGAACCCAAUUACCUUCCACUUGUCCCAGAUGCGGAUGCUGAAAAGGUUGACCUCAAGCAUCAGGACAUAGAUGAGAGGAGAAACUCAGAGGAUUGGAUGUUUGAUUAUGCUCUGCAGCGUGCUGUUACCAAACUUUCAUCAGCAAGGAAGAAGAAAGUUGCUCUGCUUGUGGAGGCCUUUGAGACUGUGAAACCUGUUAUGCCACAUGGUAGAAGUUAUGGAAGACACCUUCAGACCUGCAAUUAACAGAGUAUGAAUGAUAUGAUUCUUCCUUAAUCUGUGAGGAGGACUGAGUGCGUGUUUGCUUUGAGACUAAUGUAUGGGACAAUCUUAUGUAUUUGUCUAGUUAUAUGUAAACAAUGCUUCAAUCAAAUGUUGUUGUUGGUUGUUAUAAGACAUUAACUGUUGUUUUCAGCCUCUAA